Messenger RNA from Penicillium argentinense, 648 nucleotides. RefSeq lists its product as uncharacterized. Bases 1 to 648 code for a protein of 215 amino acids. The record is from RefSeq and is a predicted model, not a curated record. Lineage: Eukaryota; Fungi; Ascomycota; Eurotiomycetes; Eurotiales; Aspergillaceae. The transcript has 4 exons.
AUGUCGCUGAUGGAAACUGAGUACAACUCCAGUUAUGCUGAUGAACUCCGGCUAAGCCUUGGGGAUAUUGCCCAGUUUCAAAGUGAUUGGUCCAAUGCGGAACCGAUCGCCCGAACGGAAAGCUUGAUGUGUAUGGGACACAAUGCCUUUGAUGUCGUCUCGGAUGCUGAGACGCCACGGGGCGAGCUUUGCGUCUUACGCUGCCCGACUGCUGGAACCAAAAAGUGGUGUGGCAUUCUCCAAGGCUCCCAGUUCCUCGAUGAUGAAGCCAAAUUGCUAGUCUCGAGGAACCUGGAAGAGGAAGCAGAGGCGUAUCCUUCGUCGGGCACUGGUAGCGAGCCCAGCUGGGGCUAUAUGGUUCAAGUAAUUAUCAACGGCGAUCUCACCCUUAGAGUACGAGCAGCUCGUCCUAACCAAUCGUGGGGAACAGAUUCUGGAAAUUGUGGGGCAACUUCCGGCCAAGAACACCAGCUACCAGAGAUCCCCCAAGAUAAUUAUGGGAUGUUCCACCUGCAUUUCGAGCAUCUCAUCAACAACAAUGGGGUGUGGCGACCGGAGAUCUAUGCGAUCGUUGCCUUCCACGGCCAACAAUACAAUUAUCGAACACGGGCACGCGUUGACGGGAAUAACAACGAGGGAGAGAACUGA